GCUCUUGCGCGCUGAGUUGUAUGCGUUAAGGCGCAAGGGUGCGGCUAAGGUCGUUGGUGGAGUGCAGCCAUUUGAUGCCACACAACAACAACAACAACAGAAUAUUACAAUGCAGCCCAAUCAACAACAUCAACAACAACAACAACAGUUUGAACAAUACAACAACCACAACGCACACACGACAGGCGACCCGAGUCGCCACUGCGCUCGCUGCACCACCGAACUGGGCCGCAUCACCAACCGUGGCGCCCCCUGUCGCGUCUGCAAGUUGCGCGUGUGCAAAGCCUGUCGCGAGUUCACCUCGCGCACCACGGACUGGGUGUGCGUGGUGUGCCACAAGCAAAUGGAGAUUCAAACGGCCAGUGGCGAGUGGCUAAAGGACACCUAUACCUUGGGAUCCUGCAGUGCCGUGGACCAUCUGACCGCCAGUGACGUUUUAAGGAAGAGCAUUCGUCGUUCUUGGACUAUAUCGAAUCCCGAGGACGAUCCAAACAAUCCAAACGCCCAGCAGCCAGUGGCCGACAACCUGUAUCCCCAGCAGCAGCAUCUUAUUGAAGCCCAAUCAGCCGGCAGCUAUCCCACCUUGCACCAACACCAUCAGCAGCAUCACCUGCCCCCACAGCCGCGUCCCACGACGCACGGCAUCAAUUACGGCAGUGGAACUGCCACGCCCACUACCAGCAGCAAGUGGCAGCUGGGGCGGCGGGUCCUGCGUCAAUCCACGCUGCCGAGCAGCCUGAACAACGACCCAAAUCUCAGCGGCAGUGGCUCCAAUUUAGCAAACUACAAUUCAGUAAACCUAACGGCGCCCACAUCGCCGCAUCAGCUGCAGAAGAGCCCGCUCUAUCCGAGUGCCUACAACAGCGACGACGUCAUCCACAUGAACACAGGAGGAGGCGGUGGAGCUGUUCCAGGAAUCGGAGUGGGCGUGACAGUGGGAGAUUGCGAUAACUACGCACAACAGCAACAGAAUCAAUCCCAACAGCAGCAGCCUCAGCUGGAGGUCACGCCCACACACCACCGCCUGCAGGUGCGCCGCCAAUCGACGCUACCCGCUCAGCCCACGCCGGCCAUUUACAUGUCCACCUCCCCAAAUCGCCUGUACAGUCGCUCCCCGGAAAGGUCUCCCGGGGAGCAGCAGCGCUAUCCGCCGUUUAUUCGCCAGACUUCGUUCCCGGAGCCACCGAGCGCCUAUCAUCGGAAUAAGUUGCUGCCCCAGCAACAGCCGUCUGCCAUAUCCGUAUCAGGAAGCGGUACAACAGGAAGCACGGCCCCACCGUUGAACUACGAAUCGCAGGCUUCCAGCAUGGCCAGUGAUGAACAGGACUCGAUUCCCAUGCCCAAGCCUCGGAUGACCCGCCAGGCCACCCUCCCAAAUCCCGAGCAGCAUGUCAAGCUAUUGCCCACAUCGCCGCCAAAGCGGCAAACCUCGCCGCAGUUCCGGCGCUCACCGGAGUUCAUGCGGCAGCAGACCCUCCCCAAUCCGGAGGCCUUCACCAGUGGCAACACCCUGACCGUACAUUCCAAUCCGCCCGGCAAGUUUAUGCCCAUUUCGCCGAGGGCCAAGCAGAACUUCCUCUUCCCCAGUGUCCAGAACCCGCGGCAGUUUCUGUCGCAGCAGCACGUCCCCACUGUGGGCGGCACUGAUAUGGGCAGCGGCGGAAGUGUGGCCAGUGGCAGUGGCGGGGGCACCGGCGGCGAACAAUACUCCAGCAGCCAGAGCGUGAAUAUCCACCACUCCCGAGAUCCGCACUCCAAGAUGAUCAAGGUGCGAAGCCACAGUAACGAGGAGUACUCCAACACCAAGGGGCAUACUGAAAGCCGGAGGCUGCUGCCGGAGAUUCCCUCGUCGGUACAGCGGUCGGCCAGUAGGUCGCCCAGUCGGCUGGUCCGCCAGGACUGUCUAAAGGAGGAGCGCACCUUUGGCGAGGCCAAGCAGCAGUUCCAUCAGUUUCCCGAUGUCAGCGAGGAGAUGGAGAAUCAACCCGAGUACGUGGACUAUUUCGGAGACAGCACCACAAGUUUCCUAGAAUCGGACGAAGUGCAGUACGAGCGGAACUACAAUGCCGGAUUCAGCAGUGAGCCGCGCAUCAUUUACAACAACGGAUCGGAUGACGGAAGCUACCAAAAUUCUGCCCAGAGGCCCAUCUACAGCGCAGAGAAUGUCCUGGCCGAUUCGGGUUACGGCGGGGGCAUGGGUCUGGGAGCUGGCGGUAGCUCUGGUGCAGUGCCCGGGUACUAUCCCGAUACAACAACUACCCAGAGCUACUACGGUGGCGCCGGCCUGCCGCGCACCCCACUGAUGCACAACCGAAUGCGGCGACGCCAGUCAAGGGAGUUGCAAAUGCAACAGGAGGAGCUGGCGCAGCUCUCACAGGCCACAGAUACCGCCGGAGUGGGCGGGGGAGAGAUAGGCGGAGACAGUGCCGCCACCGGAGCUAUCGGAUCAGAUGGCCAUGUCACCGAGAGACGAAAGCCGGAACAGAUGCGCUCUGUCUCUGAAGAUUCGGGCGCCAAAACUACUCCAAAGCCAGUCACCCGACGCUCCUUCUCCCAUCCUGAAAAGGACACUCAGCCCCCCAAGAAAACGGAAGCCUCAAAGAUUCCGAGCCCGAGGCCACUGGCAGACAUUCUGGAUAAAACGCGUGGCACCUCGAAAAUUCCGCAAUCGAGGCGCCGCAACAGCCGCACGGGCAUCGGCGAGGCCGAAGAGCGUAGCACCACCCAGCACAUUUACUCCUUCCAUCAACAGCUUAUGCAUAGAAACUCAGAUUUAGCCAUGCGCUUGAAAAAAACAGAAAUUCCUGUCGCCACAGUAGCCAGCCAGGAGGAAACGUCCCAAGGCCAAGGCGGGGAGCAGCCGGUCAACGGCAAAUCCCUUGAGUCCUCAGCGAUCAAGGAAGCCAACGAUGCAAACAGCACGGCAGCGGCCAACACCCACACCAGCACGUUGGGGGAGCAGGAGCUGCAGAAUGCAGUGGAAGCCGCAGCCGUGGUCUUCAAGAAGGUGGUCUUGCAGCGUCGCAAAGAAAAGGAGAAGGAAAAGGCCGAGGAAGCUGCAGCUGUUUCCGGUUACAAUGAUACCAUGGAAACGUCGUCGUCAUCGGAGCUGGACUUCAGGUGUUCCAAGCCGCCGCAGUCGCACUAUAGCGUCGAAGCCGACGAGUUCAAGCUAGUCUUCCUCAACUCGGACUCAUCGUCAUCCUGUCACGGCGAAGAGGAGGAAGAGGAGGAGGACGACGAGCCGGAGGAAGCCCAACCGGAACCGGAUGAAAAUGACACUGACUCUUCCUGCUCCACCCAUCACUGCCACAGCAUUGUAAGCAAUGUGGAGGAUUGCGAUUGGGAUUACUUUGAGCCUUCUAUGAUCGCCACCACAACGACGACUACAACCACUACCAUGAUUGCCUAUGCCGGCAGUUCUACCGCCAGGACGACGCCCACCCCGCCGCUGCGAGGACGGGGUCGUCAGUCGAGUGACAGUGACUCACCGCUGGCACAAAGGCGUCCGCAUCAAACGAGAAACAUGUACUGCCCACGGAUCCGGGAGAGUGACACCGGCACGGAUGAGGAGUUUGUUUUGAACACGGAAACCAGCUCUCAAACGAGCUCGGAUCAAACGCCACCACCGGUUCCGCCGCCUCCUCAUCCGCUGAGCAUGAAGGCCCGGAUCAAGAAUAGGUUCUUGAAGAACCACCAUCACCACAAUCGCUGCAGCUGCACUCCCGGCCAGCAACAGCACCAGACACAGCAGUUGCAACAACCUCAGCCCCAAUAUGUCCCCAUACCCGUGCCUGUACCCAUUCCCGUGCCCAUGGCCGCGUAUCCCAAUUGGCCGGAACUGAGUGGGAAUCCUCUACUGGAGCAGGACGAGCAGCUGGCCGCUUCGCUGCAGCAACUUUGGCAGGCGGCCGGGCAGCAGCAGCAGUUUGCGGCCAUGGUGGCGGCCUAUUCGAAGCAGUUUGCAGCGGCCAGCAGCAACAUGUUCGAUGCAACGCCGCCGGUGACCAGCAAGAGCUACCAACAGCUGCCCACCACGCCGCCACCGAUACCGCAACGCCUGCGCGGACUGGGUCUGGGCGGCUUCAAGUCCUCGGCCCCGGAGCUGAGUGCCUCGCUGGGAUCACUGAUGACGCAGUCGCUCUGCUCAACCAUAUCGUCCUCGUCCUCGUCGAGCACUUCGGGCUAUGGCACAGCGGGACGCAGUCUGGAGACCCUGGCCAGCCCCAAAAGAGCUGCCAACUCGCUGCAGCAGCAGCAACAGCAACAAACAGCUAGUGGUGCUUUCAAGCCAAGCAAGUCAACAAGUUUAGUAGCGUCGCGUUUGCCGUUGAGUGAACAACAACCAGAACCGAAUAUAGCGCGUCGCACCAGCAGCGAGAGCGACGACAACAGCAACAGCAACACCACAAGCACCAGCAGCAGCAGCAGCAACCACAAAAACAGCAGCAACAGCAACAAAAACAUCACAACGCCCACUACGGGUAGAUUGUGUAAUGUUUAUGAUAAAACCGGCGGAUUGCCAGCAGCGUCAGUUGAGGCACAUGUUGCUAAUGUUGCUGGUGUCGCCAGUAACGGCAGCAACGUCAGUGAUAAGCUGAGUACGCCAGCAACAUUGACAAUCUCUCAGAGAGCGGCAGCAACACUUGGCAAAUACCAAAGCCAGAGCUACAGCCACAGCCAGAGCCAGAGCCGAAAUCUAUGCGAAACCUAUCCAACAACAGAAACCUACCUGGCCAGUAAUAGCAGCAACAGCAACAACACCGCCGACGACGACGAAGAAGUGGAAGCAGCAGCAGACGAAACGAAUAUACAUAAAAAUCAAGUACCAGCAACAGCAACAGCUCCAGCACCAGCACCACCAACAGCAACAGCGGCAGAAACAACAUCUAGAGCUGCGGCAGCUCCUGCGGUAAUAACUCGUUUUGCACUCGAAAAUGUUGGAAAUGGUGAAAAAUCAAAAACCCAAACGAACCCCAAGGGACAGCACCCAGUGCUAGAGACUGCCAAGAAUUUGUCCUCCAAUCGACUUAUAGAGCGAAACAUGUCCGAUGAGGCGCCAGCCCCAAGUGGCGAUCGGGAGGCACUUGCUCAUCUGCAGAGCGAGAGCUAUGCGGCCAGCAGUCCGGACGAGGCCAGUGGCCAAAGCAGCCAGGAGGAUGAGGAGGAUGGACAGAAUAAACCGCAGCAGGAACGAGUCCGCCAGGUGGUACAGAGAAGCUACAAUGUGGCCGGCAUGAUGCAGGAGGAUCAGGAGCCGCUGCACAGGCACCACAGCACCACCACUGCUUCCAGUUCCAGCAGCAGCUCCGACUCCAGCUCCAGCUCCGAGUCCUGCGACUCGGAUGAUACGGGCACAGUGGCGGAUCGCCGGCCCAAGCGAAGGCGAUUUAACAAGGUGUUUGUGGUGAACCGGCAACCUGGCGGACGCGGCGUCCGCAGAAGCUCAUCCACCGAAGGUGACUCGCUGAGCUCCUCCGAUGCAAACCUGGAGGACUCCUCCGACAAUGAUACCGACACCGAACGCACCGACUGCGGCAUUGUGUUGAACUAUGUGAAGUCUCUAGAAGAGGAAUCGAAACGAGACGAGGCGGAGGUGCCACAGGUGAGGGUGGAGGCGCCGGAGGAGGAGGAGCAGCCAGCACGUGAUUGCCAAUCGAGUGACGAUGAUGAAAGUGAACGCCGCAUUGCCAACUCAAGCGAUGAGCUUGCCAACUGCAUUGUGGUUGUGGGCGGCCAGACGGACGACGACGGCGUGGUGCUGCACGGCAUGCGAUCUCUGCCAGACUGUGAGAUGGAGGCGGAGCAGCAACCAGAGCGCUGCGAGCUGGUGGAUGAGCUGCACAGCAUCUCGAACGAUGUCAACCGAUUGCUGGAGCUGCACAAGCAAAACUCCCAGCUGGAGAUCAAGCUGCAGCGCCUGCGGCAGGGGGUGGCCGAAAUCAAUGAGGAUCUGCUGUUGGGCGGCACUAGUGCGGCUGCCACCCACCCGGACGGCGGGAAACCCGAAGAGUGCAGCCGUCGCACUAGUCUGGCACCUGGUUCUCGGAAAAGCCUCUCAAGCAUGGUAAAUUCUAAUGACGAAACCGAAUCGUCCACGGAGGGUAAACAAAAAGCAAGCGAAGAUGGCUUUACCUGCCAACUACAGCAGCAGCACCAGCAGCAGGUAAAAGCAAACAGCGAUAAUAAACUAAAGGUAAAAGCAAACGAAAAAGCAGCCCAAGAGCAAACAGCUGUGCAAACGCUGGGCGGAGGGAGGGAGACCUGGGAGGAGGAUAAGGCGGUCGGCACAUGCAGCCAAGCAUGCAAAAUAAACGAAAACGGUGACUACUCGCUGGAUUCACUCUCGGCGAGUAUUAUGGCACCUGAGCCGCUCGAGCAGGUAGAGAGCCACCGCUCUCGGGGCGACGCUCUCCGGCUACCUGUCGGAUCGACAGCCGAGUAUCUUUCUUCGAACUCCGAAUCCGAAACCGAAACCAGACCAGAGAAGGCCCAAACCAAAUCGGAGUCGCUGGAGUCGCCAGUCGAAAAUGAGAUGUUAAACGUUGCGGUACCUCCACGCUCUCCGCUGUACGGCAGCAGCAAUACCACUAACAACAAAAGCAAUACCAACGAUAAUAACGAAAAAACGAACAACAACGCUAACGAACUUGGCCAUAAUGACGCUUUCGCAGCACAAAAGACAAAUAGCGGCAGCAGUGACGUAGAGAAGCCAAAUGUGAAUGUGAGUGCAAAGCAGGCGCGUGUGUUUGAAAGUGGUGAAAACUUGUACGAAUGUGACUACGAUAAAAUAUUCGGCUCUCAACUAUCACCAAAUAGUCAAUCAGCUGGAACUGCAUCUGCAACAGCAACAGCAACAUCACUAGCUGCAGCAACAGCAUCAACGACAAUGGCAUCGACAUCAGCAUCGGCCACAGCAACAUCAGCAAUCGGCGAACUGGCUUCGCCCAAAAAUUCACUUUCAGCCAAGUAUCGCAGCUUGGUCAUGAUCACAAAAGACAACGAAAGUGCAGGUGGUGCAACAAAGCCAAGCAUGGAUUACGAAAUGGCAACCACCAGCAGCAGUAGCUACGGCAACAAAGGCCUUUCCAGCGGCAACAGCUUUGGCCAGAACUUUGCUGGUGACUCAUUUCGCGCCACGGAACCAACGGAACUCGUGAGCAGCGAUCGCGAAUCGUCGCGCGACUCGUACAGUGUGGAUUCCCUCAACGAACCGGCUCCCAAGCUCUGCUUAGACGACGGCCUUGCCGAUGACGAUUCUUGGGUGGAGGAGCUGAGCCAACGGGGCGAGGAAGAUUUGGAUGAUGAUGAAAACCUGAGCAAUGCCACCACCACACCUACGGCCACGGAUUCCGAAGGCGAGGGAGAACCUAGCCGCCGGUAUAUCGACCGCGAGGAGGAGCUGAGGGGCUACAAUCGCUCCGCCAUCGACUUCACCCUCCACACAAUUGUCGAGGAGAGUUGCGAGGAGAGCGAAGUGGCCUCCAUGCGGGCGGACAACGAGGAAAUUGACCUGGAGGAGGAUGAUCUGGCAGAGCGAAGGCGCCAGCGAUCUCUGCAGCACCACCAUCGACUGAGCGCCUCCGAGCUGGAGAAGUACUUCUUCUUUGGACUGGGCGAUGGUCGCGUCAUGAGCUCCAUUGACACCCGGGGCGACGACACCGCCUCCGAGGUAAGUUCCGAGUGCUCAGAGAGCCUGGACUCCCUGCCCCACGACGAUCAGCUCAUGGAAAACAGUGGCGCAGCCGCUGACCUGGCCUCCUCCCGCUUGGAGAAGUAUUUCCUGUCCGGGUUCAUGGGAUUCAGUGGCGCCGAGAAGCAGGCGGACAGCGACGAAAGUGGUGGCAGUGUGGGCAGCGAUAGCGAAGGUCAUCCCAGCCCCAGCCAGCGAAGGAAACGCUUGGUGAGGGCUCGUGGAACUCCUCGUAGUCACAACUCCUCAUUGGACAAUCUACUGCUGCCGGAAGUGGAAAAUCAAGAUUCUUCGGCCACUCCUGUUGGCGGAGCAACUGCCGCCAAUGUGGAGGACACCUCGGAGUCGGAAGCCGGCUGUGACGACACUGUGAUUCAUCUGGCCAAUGCUGGAGCAUCGGACGGCUCAUCCUCCGAUACGAUUAAGCGCAAAAAGCAGCUGCGGAAGCGCCACGACUCCCUGGAUGACAAGAAAAUGCACGACCUGGAGCCAACCGAGUGCCGGACCCCCACGCCGGGGUCCAGUGGCCAAAUCCAGAUGCAGUCUCAGGCCAAGAAGCAGCAACAGCAGCACCACCACAGCCGGGACAGUGGCUUCGUGGGCAGCAACGAUGACCUGCUGAAGGCGGCGCCAGACUGUGAGCCUCCCAAGAGUCCUACUCCGGCGUUGGAGCAGAUAAGCGAAGACCGGGAACCAUCGGCCCCGUCCCAGAUCAGUCUGGCAAAGAUGGACCUGCCCAGCACUUCGGCCGCCGCAGCAGCCACUCUCCUGCCCAGCCAGCGGAGAAAUCUUACGCUGCCCAACUUGGUGCGGAAGGAUAGCUUCAAUAACUGGAGCUCCGACGAGGAGACCAACCUGAUGAUGAGCAAGAUGCGACAGUUCUUUAAGACGCUUAUCGUGGCCACGGCAAACGCGCAGCAGCAGAGCAAGCCCACCACGCCCAACCAGGCCACCAGCAAUACCACACCAAGUGCCGACCGAAAGGUGACCAAGUCCCGGCCGGCACAGCUGGCUUACUUCGAGAACGAGCUCACCCGCCUGAUGAAGACAGUGCCCGGCAUCAAGGACGAGCAGGUGCGCGAGAUUGUGGAGUACCUGAGCAGCGAGGACACCUGGUCGGACUCGUACGAUUCCUCGGACUAUACCAGCUCUGACCUGGAGGGCGGUGAGCGGAAGGGACAGUUGAAGGCCCAGAUCUCCGCCAGCUGCCAGCAGAUCAUCAACAAGUUCGAGGUUGACGAAGAGGGCGAUCGGGGAGAUGGCGGGCUACUCGAUGACAGCCAGAGUGUGCCUAUGGAGGCGUUGGUCUACCAAAAGCUGGUGGCCUCCUUCAGCAAAGUGGCGUUGGGUGAGCCAACGGAACCGGAAACCGAAGCAGUCAAGGAGCCGGGAGCCGACACGGAGCAGCAAGCCACGGAGCGGUCACCGCAGCUCUUUGCCAAGGUCAUGCAGCACAUUGGCACGCGACUGGUGGCUCUCAUGCACGAGGUCAGCAGUGGCAACGAAACACCAACUCCCUCGCCGCAAAACCAACGGCACCACCGUCGAUUGCAUGCCAAGAUCUCGGCCACCACAACGGAGGACGAGGAAGACGAGGUGGAGGAGCAGCUGAAGGCUAUGCCCAUAAAGCAGUUGAAGUUACGCAGCAGAUCGCAUGACUUGCUACUGGACGGAACUACACCACACGCCCACCACCUGCACCACCAGGCCACCGUGCAUCUGCCCAGCGGAACGGGAAGUGCAGCCGGUGGAUCCGGAGCACCCGGACAUUCGGACAACGCCGGCGAGGAGUGCGGCGUGGCCAGCGACUACGAACGGUUCUCGUGGCGCGGCAGUUUUGAGUCGGCAUUACUGGCUAAUGGCGACAGCAGAACGAGGCUCAGCCAGCUGAGCCAACUGGACAGGGACAACUCGUCGUCUGCGUCCGCUUUGGCUGUAGCAAAGCGCCGAUCGGCAGGCGACCUCCUCUUCAGCCAGCACCAGGCUAGCCUCAGCCGCGAGCAACUGGACCGCGUGCGCUCCUGCGGCAGCAUCGGCGGUGGCGAUGCCCAUCACCACCAGCUUGAGUCCUCGCCGGCCAAGCCCUGGCUCUCCUCGGCGGGCUCCUCCAUUGGCGGCGACUCCACCAAGGAUGUGCGGCGCUCCAGUGUACCGGAUGCGAUCUACGAAACGGAUUCCAGCGAUGAAGCUGCCUCCAACCAAUUUGGCGGUGCUCGAUCCACACUGCCCAGGAGCCUGAAUGCCGGCCAGGUGGUGGCCAGCACCAACUCACUGCCCAGACUGCCGACCACCGGAGUGGGUGCCCCCAUAACCAGCACCCCCAAGACGAAGUCGCAGAGUGCCCUUAACUAUACACCCUCCAAUUCAUCCACCGUUUCGGCCACCGGCAGUGCCAAGAGUGCCAGAUACCGCUCGCCGGGACUGGCUGCCCGAGCGGCAGCUGUCAGUGGCAGCGGAGGUGGCGGCGGUGGUGGCAGCACUGGCGUCUCCGGUGGCGGCGUGGGCAGUGCCAACUCGUCGGGCAAAAAACUGGGCGCGGGCUUCCAGUUCCUCUACUCCAAGCGUGAUGCGCGCAAACGUCUCAACAUGUCAGUGGAGGAGGCCAAAGCGGCUGCCGAAGAGCUCACUCGAUCGCCGGUGAUUGGACAACGGCCAGCAGAUGCCACCAGCAGUCCCAUCCAGUCGCGUGCCUCAAGCGAAACGUGGCCGGCGCAGUCAGAUGAGGACAUUGAUCGUUUGGUGGCCAUGCACCAAAACCGUAGCAGUCUCAGCUCACUGGGCGUUCGGUCGGAGUCUAUGGCCAGCGUGUACUCGGGCGCCGGCGAAGGACGCUAUGGCACUGUGGUCGUUAAAGGUCAAGUGGAAUUCGGCAUGCAGUACAACUACAAGCUGGGUGCCCUGGAAAUCCAUGUGGUGCGUUGCAAGGACUUGGCAGCCGUUGACACCAAACGCAACCGCAGUGAUCCCUACGUGAAGGUUUAUCUACUACCCGAUAAGUCCAAGGCCGGCAAGCGCAAAACCAAAGUCAAGAAACACACCUUGAAUCCCAUCUUUGAUGAGACGAUGCGAUUCCACACACCCAUCUCCAGCCUGGAGUCCCGAACUCUGUGGCUGACUGUCUGGCACUCAGAUAUGUUUGGCCGGAACGAUUUCCUCGGCGAAGUCAGUGUCAAUUUGCAAGGACGAGUCUUUGACAAUCCCCAAUCGCAGUGGUAUCUCCUUCAGGAAAGGAGUGAACCCUUUGACGAAGUCGCUACCUAUAGGGGCGAUAUUGUGGUUGGCCUUAAAUACAUACCCCCGGAGAACCUAAAGUCGUCGAUAUUCUCGCGCGGCUCUUCCCUGACAGGCAGCUCCUCGAAUCUGCGGAAAUUCGGAGGCAGCAUUAAGUCAGUGGCCUCAAAAUCGGAUCGCAGCACAAAAGGUGGUCAACUGCAUGUUUUGGUCAAGGAAGCCAAGCACCUGAGUCCCAUUAAGGCAAACGGCACCUGUGACGCAUUCUGCAAGAGCUACUUGCUGCCAGAUCGCACGCGCAGCUCCAAACAAAAAACACCUGUGGUUAAGCGCACUCUGCAUCCCAGCUGGAACUACACUUUUGUGUACGAGGAUGUCUCCCUGGAGGAUUUGACUGAGCGCGCCCUGGAGCUGACGGUCUGGGAUCAUGAUCGUCUGGCUAGCAAUGAGUUUGUGGGUGGAAUUCGCUUCUCCCUGGGCACUGGUCGCAGCUAUGGCCGCCAAGUGGAGUGGAUGGAUGCCACCGGCAAGGAGCUCUCUCUGUGGCAGAAUAUGUUAGAUCGACCCAACUUUUGGGUGGAGGGCAGCUUGGUGCUGCGCUCCAGUUUGGAUGGCAACCGAGCCUCCUUGCCAUAGGCCAACUAUUCAGAUUAGUAAUUUAUUGCCUAGAUCCACGACAAAACCACAAAAUAGCACUGGCCAAGGCCUCUGCGUUUGUAUUGUAUUGUAUUGUAUUUUAUUGUAUUAAUUAUGGGAUAAUUAUCAAUUAACGAUCACGACAAUUCUGAAGAAGCAUUAUUAGCGAUUUAAGAAAGACUAUCCCGCAGGGAUAUAGUUGUUGUAUGUACAUGGCACAUUCACAAGUUAGUGUUAAGUGUGUGGAAUGAUGACUUCUGAAUACUCGAAUACGUCGGAAUAUGGCGAUGACGCUGCACGAACCCCAUAUAGGCGAAACAAAAAAAAGAAAAGUUAAAACAAAAUUAACAAGGUAAACAAAGAAAACUAAGCAACAAACUUUAUCAAGUUUAUGGCACUAUUUGUGAGCAAAACUCUUAGCUCUUCGAUGCAGAUAAAACAAAAUUGUAAAAUGUAAAACAAAACGAUGAAACCCCAAGGUUGGGGCUGUCUAGAUAUAAGCCAGUUUGUAUGUGUGUAUUUUUUCCCCCUCUCCGCAGCGAGAGGCAAUCGCAAUUUGCAUACUGUAUGCACUAAACUAUGAUAGAACUACAACUAAACGUAAUCUACAGACCUCGUUCAAUCGAGGCAUAAGCUUCCUAUGUAUAACUAUCCAUAAUAUUCGAAACAAAUACAAAUAACAUUUUUGUAAAUUCAAA
Molecule: messenger RNA, 12258 nt
Organism: Drosophila bipectinata
Lineage: Eukaryota; Metazoa; Arthropoda; Insecta; Diptera; Drosophilidae
Gene: btsz
Product: bitesize
Biological process (GO): exocytosis
Cellular component (GO): exocytic vesicle; plasma membrane
Molecular function (GO): neurexin family protein binding
Source: RefSeq, a predicted model, not a curated record